Messenger RNA from Cavia porcellus (domestic guinea pig), 5981 nucleotides. RefSeq names its product steryl-sulfatase-like. Lineage: Eukaryota; Metazoa; Chordata; Mammalia; Rodentia; Caviidae. The coding region runs from base 1512 to 3254 and encodes 580 amino acids. The transcript has 12 exons. Gene Ontology annotation, molecular function: arylsulfatase activity. The record is from RefSeq and is a predicted model, not a curated record.
AUUCACAUCUCCAGCUCUGCUUAUGAAUCCCAGCAGCUUUUCAAAUUUCAAAUUUUGUACCCACAUUAACUGCUCCUCCUAAUGAGUGAUUUCUGUGAGGAUUUCUUUUUCCUGCUUGGGAAUUAAUCCGUUUUUAUCUGUAUCCUUAAAAGAAAAGAAGAGUCUAGUUUUUGUGUGCCAUUAAAAAAAAAAAAGUCUCAUUACAGCUGAACAAUUUGGAAAUGUGAUCUUGGAGUCCAAGGUCACAUCCACAAAUUAAGAUGAACAGAUCAUUUAUUCUUAGCACUAAAUGGGUUUACAAUCACUUCCAGACUAUCUUCCUCAUUAAGUGCUAGACUUUGGACAAACAUCUUUACAAACUCUCCUAGAGUCGCAAUCUUUUGUUUUUAAUUAGUCAAGUAAAAAUAUUUCCUCCUACCUAGCUGGGUUGUACGAGAUGAAGCAAUCACAAUCAUGUCAACAGUCUAUAAACAAAGUAGGGAGUCUUGUUUAUAGAUUCAGGAAGCCUUCCAGUAGAGCGGACGUUAGAACAUAUGUUUUGGAGCAUUUAUUCUGUAGAGGCUUUGGGCCGAGAUCAACACUGUUGUCUCAGGAGUUUUUCAACUGAGUGUCUUUAAUUCUUUGAAUUCUGCGUGGAUCCCCUUUUCUGGUAAAGUACUUUCCUGCUAGAAGUGAUUGAGCUGUGGGGUACAUCACUAGGAAUCCGUAGAGAUCAGUGUUUCUCAAACUUUCAGACACUUGGAUUCCAACGCAGAUUUGGACUCUGCAGGUUUGGGGAUGGGGUGCCCUUUGGGCUAAAACUAAGCAAGGGUUUCUCAAUUUCUGCCCUUCUAGGACUGGCUGAAUUCUGCUCGCGGCUUGUUCCAGGGCUGAAUUUUGCAAACACUCGGACUUCCCUACUUUGGCAGUAACCCCACCUCCUGAGUCCAGCUGUGACCCUGACAAUGUUUCCAAUCUUGCGUUCCCAGGAGGGAGGCCAAGUCUGCAGCAGGGAUGAUAAGGUCAAUUGAGAAGAACCCUCUCAGCAAAGGAUGCUGCAACCCGCGUCCGCCCCCUGCAGCAGCCUUGGAGCCAGCGGGCAGGUACCCCUGACUGUAUUUUGCAGCUGGGGAAACUAAGGCAGUGCACGGAUCGCGGUGGUCCCCCGAGGUGGCGGAAAAGGAGCGAACCACGAUGCAACUAUGACCCAGUGAUGACUCUGCUGGCCGCGAUGGCUGGUUAAAACUGCCCUGACUCUCCAGGUCUUAUCCACACCCCAGGAGCUUUCAGGCUAGGGUGCUGGCCCAGGGGACAAAGGGACGUCUUUCUAAGCUCCUGAAGAAAAGGAAAAGAGUAUCCUAGCCUCCCAGCGAACAGCCCCGUCUCAAAGCUAUACAAGGACUGGGUGAGCCUGCCAUCCCCAGUUCUCGUCUGCUGAGAGUUUCCUUUCUACAUCUGCACAUGGUGAUCCCCAUCACAGAAGGCCCACAGCAGGAUAACCACUGGCGGUUCUUAAACUCACGUCAGGGAAGAUGCGGGUCGGUCUCCUCCUCUUAGUGUUUCUGUGGGAAGCCAAGAGCCAGCCAGCAUCGAGGCCAAACAUAGUCCUGUUGAUGGCAGAUGACCUUGGCAUUGGAGAUCUGGGGUGUUAUGGGAACCAGACGCUCAGGACCCCCAACAUUGACAGGCUGGCUGGCGGGGGAGUGAAACUGACACAGCACCUGGCCGCAUCACCCCUGUGCACGCCCAGCCGGGCAGCCUUCAUGACAGGCCGCUACCCCAUCCGCUUAGGAAUGGCCUCUCACAGCCGGAUGGGAGUUUACCUGUUCACUGCUUCUUCUGGAGGACUUCCUACCAGUGAGGUGACGUUUGCCAGACUUCUGAAGGAACAGGGCUACUCAACAGCACUGAUCGGGAAGUGGCACCUUGGGAUAAACUGUUACAACACAACUGACUUUUGCCACCACCCUUUACGCCAUGGCUUCGAUUACUUCUAUGGGUUUCCUAUGACCAACUUGCGGGACUGCAAACCCGGGUCAGGCACAGUCUUCUCCGAAGCGUACUGGUGGCUGGUGUUCUUCCCGCUGCAGAUCCUAGGGGUCACUGUGUUCACGUUGGCCGUGCUCCACUUCCUGAGGCUGAUCCAUGUGCCCAUCUGGGUCUUCAUCGCCCUCCUCCUCCUGGUGGGCCUGAUCGUCUCCCCGUUCCUGUGUUUCCUUCACUAUUUCCGGCCCUUUAACUGCUUCCUGAUGCGGAACUAUGAGAUCAGGCAACAGCCCAUGUCCUUUGAAAACCUCACUCAGAGGAUGACGCUGGAAGCCACCAGGUUCAUACGAAGGAAUACUGAGAGACCCUUCCUCCUUUUCGUGUCCUAUCUCCAAGUGCACACAGCCCUCUUCUCUUCCAAGGACUUUGCCAGCAAAAGUCGCCAUGGCAUUUAUGGGGACGCCGUGGAGGAGAUGGACUGGAGUAUAGGGCAGGUUCUGAAUGUCCUGGAUGAGUUGGGACUGGCCAGCAAUACCCUGGUCUACUUCACGUCAGACCAGGGAGCCCACGUCGAAGAGGUGACGAGCAAAGGGGAGAUGCAUGGAGGAAGCAACGGAAUUUAUAAAGGAGGAAAAGCAAACAAUUGGGAAGGAGGUAUUCGGAUACCAGGCAUCCUUCGAUGGCCAAGAGUGAUACAGGCUGGCCUAGAGAUCGAUGAGCCAACAAGCAACAUGGACAUAUUUCCUACGGUAGUCAAACUUGCUGGAGCAUCACCGCCCCAAGACAGGAUCAUAGACGGACGGGACCUGAUGCCCCUGCUACAAGGGAAAAGCCAGCGCUCCGCCCACGAGUUUCUCUUCCACUACUGCAAUGCCCACCUGAAUGCUGUGCGCUGGCACCCACCACACAGCAAGUCCAUCUGGAAAACCUUUUACUUCACACCCAACUUCACUCCGGAGGGUGCCAAUGGCUGCUUUGCCACACAUGUGUGUUUAUGUUUCGGAAAGCACAUCACCCAUCACGACCCGCCUUUGCUGUUCGACCUUUCCAGCGAUCCACAGGAGACAAAGCCACUGACGCCGGCCACAGAGCCCCGUUACCAUGACAUCCUCCGAGCCAUGCAGGCAGCGGCAGACGACCACACCAGGAGCCUGCAGAAAGUCCCCAACCAGCUGUCUAUGUGGAACUUUUUCUGGAAACCGUGGCUCCAGCUCUGCUGCCCCUCGGCCUCCUCUUCACUGUCUUGUCAGUGUGACCGAGAAAAACAGGGUCAAAGCAUGAGCAAUUAGCCAUGAGCUGCUCUGUGUCUGGAGACCGGAAGCACGCAUGUGGCUGGGUUCCCCAUCUUCAUCGCCGAUGCUGUGUCUUACCUUGCUACCUUGGAAAUGUACCCAUUGCUUGUCCUAUCCCUGGAAGUCAUGAACGCGGGACAUCCGUGCUCACCUAGCUGGGGGAUUGCUUCCAGCGUCUGCAAGAGAACAGUGAUCAACAGAUAUCUUCCGCAGCCAUGUUCUUUGGUCUUGGUGUCAGCUGAGUGGAUGUGACAUUCAUUUCUUAUUGCAGACAAGGCGGGGCAAGUUCAAGGGUGACUUCAUCCGUCCUCCCACUGAGGGGAUAAGAUGUCAUUUCUCUUUAAGUUGUUCUGGAACCUGAAAAACUAACCAGCACAGUGGCGCAGAGAUGGUCACAUUCCCAGACUUUAGUAGAUGCUAAUGUAUUCAGCUUUGUAACAAAUGAAGGCCCGGCCUCUUUCCCGUUCAAGGAGGAUGGCAUGUUCCUAUUUGAUUAUAGGAAGUUAACUCAGUAUUAUUGUUAUCGCAACACGUAUUAAAUGCUUUUCACCACAUAGAUAGAAGCACAGAUACACGGAUAUACGUACGUACACAGUUUGUUUUCUUGAGAAGGUUAAGAUGGGUGGGGAAUCUCAGUGUUCAUUACUAGUUAAGUAAAAGCAAUGAAAGCUCCCCAAUAAAUUUGGGCAGUGAACCUAUUGCCAAAUCUUUCAACCAAAGUAAGCCCAAGACAGAGCCCUCCUGAACUUACUUCUAGUAUAUCACCCGUAGUAUAUGUCACUCUCCUAUUUUGCUUUUUGGUGAGUGAGACUGGGAAUUACAAGGAAAUUGGAGGCUGCUACCUUCCCAGGAAUACCUUGGAACAUAAUUCAGAAUUACUAACAUGGAAACCAUAUGUUAUCUGGGGUCCACAUGGCGUGGGGCACAUGUCAGCCAUGAUUUAUCAGCAUGAAAGAGAUUAUCUUGACUUCAAGGCAUGAACCGAUGAGGAGAAAUCAGUAGGUAAUGUUGGUACCUUCUUGUGGUUUUUGUUUUUAGUCCCCGGGUGGAAGAACUUGACUUUGGGAUCAACCAUGAGAUGUGUGAUUUUGUGUUAAUACCACUUCUCCCAAACCUCAGUACUUUUGGGAAAAUCGGAACCAGGUCACGUAGGAGAUGAAUAUGGUGAUAGAUUUCCAAGUCCACCUGGGGUACCAUUUCUCCAGCCUGGGAACCGGAAGUGUGGUUACUUCUUUGCACAUCCUCUCAGAAAAUGAUUAAUGCCUUUAUGGACAAAUGGAAACAAGCCAGAGUGCACCAGGAUACCGGUCCUCUAUCAGUUUGGGGAAUGUGUAUGGUCAUCCUGUUUGCCCAGUAUGGACCAUGCAGGGAAAUGGAGUGGUAGAGGUCUUUUGGCUGAUUGGAGAGAUAUGGAUGCCUGUCUUGGGCUUUCUGAAAACUGAUCAUAAUAUCAUGAAUUCCUCCACAAAAAAGCCCCCCAGGAGUCCACAGCAUUUCCCCAGUAGCUCUUCUUUUAAUUUUUGCUGUUCUUUUUCUGGAAGAGAAACCAAAAAAAGAAAGAAACGGAAGAAAUGAUGCCAAUACCAUUGUGUCCCUGGACUUUUUAACACUGCAAAAUGAACCAGAUUUUUCCUGUUAACGUGCAUUUCUUACCCUGGAAAUUGUACAAAAUAUGCUGCUUUGUUGCAGGAAGUAUUCUUAACCAAAGACUGGACGGGGAUGUUGAUGUGUGUGGAGAUUAUUCCUAAAAAGCAUCAAAGAAACCCAUGACUUCUAAACUCAGACUUUAGGAUGUCAUUACUUACUGAAGAAGUCAGUGCAAGCGGACUUUUAGGACACUCUGAAGGGUGUGGGGAUGUCUGCUGGGGAUUCUGUCACUAGAAGCACUUUUAUAGAUGAUACUGUAGGCCCGUUUGGGUAUAGAAUUAGAUAUUUAAUGUGUGAGAUGUUAAGAGGGCGUGAAACACAAUAUAUACCUCUCUCUGCAAAGGAACUGAGCUUAAAAGUGCCUCAAAGUAACUGAGAGCACUAUUACAAUUCAGGGCAUUUCAGAGUCAUGUUGAUUUCCAAUAACCAUAGUGACUAUAGAUUUCAAACUCUUUACCAUCUCAAGGUUUUGCUUUGAAUGUAUAACAAGAAAUUUGAUUAUUUGGAAGGGAGAGGGGGCAGCCCAGGAGAGGUGUAUCAAAGCUUGAAGGCACAGAUACUGUUUGUUUUUGUAAUUUUGCAGAGCGUUAAGACAUGGUUCCAUAGUUUCAAAGCUCCCUAUUGAUAUCAUUGCUCUGGCUCUGUAUUCAACUGUUACUGCAUUCUGAAGCUUUGGGCGAGUUCUUCACAAAGAGAUUCAUAUUCCUCAUGUUAAUGUUGAUGCCAAAAGUUAAGCAAACAGCUCAGUCUUGCAUACACUGGCAUCGUUUUUACCAGUCUUUGGCAUUGCAAGAAAAAUAAACUUGUAAGUGCCAUAUGUAUUUAAGAGAGAACUUAAAAGAGGAGGCCAAUGUUUUAAACUUCCCUGGAUGACAUGCAAUAUAGAAUGGGCAAAAAACAGUAAGUUUCAAAUUUAAAAAAAGCCACAUGCACACACACACACACAGGAAUAGUGUUUGGCCCAUUUCUCAAAAAUGCUGCUUUCAGAAUGAUUGCAUCAGAUGUAAGGAUUCUUAAUCACAUGCUAAUGCAAAGCCGAAUAAAAUGCUUCUUGCAAUUAAAAAGGUUGCCUCCAAA